AUGAAGAUCCCGGCCGCCGUCAUCGGCCUGGCUGCCCGCGCCUCCACGGCAGUGGCCGCCAUCAACAUCACGGAAGCUGUCCCCCUUGCAUUACUGACCUCGCAGCCGUCGUUUGCGAAGCUAGUAGAUUCGGCCUUGGUCUCCUUCUCGUUUGAGUUCCAGUUUUGGCCCACAUAUGCGGGCAACGCCACAAAUCAGCCGAACCCGUUCGUUCAUCAGCUGUUGAAAAAUUUGGCGGAAAGGACAGGGAAAACACCAGCCGUCCGUGUCGGAGGUAGGUCCCACGUUGCUCCAUAUUGGCUCGGAAUUUCAGCACUCUGGCACCACAUUCAAGUGGUCACUGCCCUGGAACGAGUGAGAAUACCGCCUAUGUCGACACCUCGUUUCAGGUGUGGGACGCGACCCAGUUGGGCGAAGUUUUCGGGCCGUUUAUCCAGCAACCUACCCGCUGGCACCGAGCUCACCUUCGGCCUCAACAUGGGAUCUCGCGCCGGUCUCACCAAGAACGUGACCCUCAAAUUCGUCGAAAUCGGCAACGAACCAAACGUUCAUGUCCCGUCCCUGGAGAGCUACGUGUCCGAAUGGAAAUCUCUUGCCAGGACAGCUCUACGGAAUAUCAAGAUGGGCGGCAAUGGCAACCCUUCUCUCUUGAUUGGAUCCGAGAUCAUUGGCUUCAACUUUCCGUUCUGGCUGACUGGAACGCUGGAGGCGGGGAUCCUAGACAGCGAAGAUAUUUCCAGCGUUACCUACGUCCUCAAUGAGCACCAGUACUCAGACGGCAUGUUCGAUGCAACCCCCGGCGGCCCGCCUCAGGGUACUUUGAUGAACAAAGGAACCAUCCGAAGUAACUUGUCAACCGUUUACAGUGGGAUGUUGAACACCGAGAGCUACAACAGGAGGCAUUACUUGGGAGAAGCCAAUACCUAUGGCGGACAAGAUCUCUUGCGCCUGUCCAACACCGGCGAAUCAACCGUGUGGGCAGUUGACUAUUUGCUCAAGGCGGCGUCGAUGGGGGUUGAGCGCGUCUACUUCCACAGCACCGCCAACCGCUUGUUCGCUGUCUUUCAGCCUAGAUGGAGAUUCACCAAUGGCACUGGCAUUAGCCGCCCGCAUAUUAUGCCUAUGUACAACGGCCUGCUCGUCGUGGAUGAGAUGGUCGACAAAAGUGAGAAAGCCAAGAUCGCGGAGAUGGAGAACAAGAGCGACGGCCUGGCGACGUAUGGGAUGUGGGAGAAUGGCAAGCUGGUCAGGAUGGCGUUGAUUAACUCAAACGUGUUUGACCAGAACGCCACAACGAGAUCGGCCAUCAAUGUCACCUUAAGCGGCGUACCCAUGGGACGUUCCCGACUCUCAAGCGUCUGA
This is a messenger RNA of Rhinocladiella mackenziei CBS 650.93, 1362 nucleotides long. RefSeq lists its product as uncharacterized. NCBI's taxonomy places the organism in Eukaryota, Fungi, Ascomycota, Eurotiomycetes, Chaetothyriales, Herpotrichiellaceae. The transcript has 5 exons. The record is from RefSeq and is a predicted model, not a curated record. Bases 1 to 1362 code for a protein of 453 amino acids.